GUCUGCCAGAAGUCCCUGGAAGUGAGCCCUUAUGCGGAACCGAAGUGCACGCACGUAUUCUCCUGCGACAUCAAAGAGUCAGCUCGUCGUUUCAUCAUGACUUUCCGCCGGCCCCAGUACCUCUUCGGCGACAUGGCGGGCGCGUCUGCCCCGCGAGCUUUCGAUCACAUAUCUUCCAGCACAGUUGGAGUGCCAGGCAGUCUUGACGUUCUCAUCGCCGGGUUUGUUUGCGGGGACGUCAGCUCGCUGAAUGCGCACCAGGGCGCCAACAAGGACUGCGUCGCGAAGGGCACCAAGAGGACUGGCAGCACAUUCAGGGGAGUUUUAGACUACGUGGCGUCCAGGUUCCCCCGCGUCAUGUUGCUCGAGAACGUCGAGGCCAUCAAUUGCAAACCUGACGAUGGGGUGGGGCCGAGCAACGGCGAGGCUGUUUGCGCGGCCUUGCGCCGCAUCGGUUACGCCGUUAGGAUGGUGACCCUUCAGCCUUCGGACCACGGCGUGCCUCAGCGUCGCCGUCGCUGCUGGUUCAUUUGUUGCCUCGUGAAGAACGGCGACGUGUCAGACAGCGGGAAUUCGCAGGAGCUUGAGAAGUUCUUGGACUCGACCGUUCGCGUGGUGAAGGACUUGAUGAUUCCCCAUUCGUCUCUGGACAUGGUCCUCAUGCCCGCCAAGAGCCCCGAGCUGCGCGCGUGGCAGGACCAGCGCACGUCCAUCCCCGACGAGCCGCAGGAGCCCGCCACGAAGGCGAUGAAGUGGAAGGAGCUACACAAGGCCACUUUCAGGGCAAAGGGCUUGCGUUGGCCGCCGGAGAUGGAGAACAUCUACGAUUCGCGGGACCUCGAGCUCAUCCAGCAGUUGCCGUUGAGGUCUCGCGAGGUGAUAGCGUUCCACGACUUGACGAACCCGAUGUCCGGCCCGAUGUCUCGUUUGCAGCCUGGCGAUGAGAUCGUCGUUGACGUGAGCCAGAGCAUUAACCGAACGACAGCGGCUUUGAACCUCGCGCCGUGCGUGUGCCCCGAGAGCUUGCUUUGGAUGCGCCGCAGGCGUCGCCUGGUCGAACCCAACGAGGAGCUGGCGCUGCAGGGUAUGCCCAUCUACGACGAGGCCGACUUGAGCGCCUUCAGCCAUCGGGAGGUUCGCGACCUCGCAGGCAUGGCGUUUUGCGGCCAUAACGUCUUGGCCUUGCUGUUCGCGGUGUUCUCGACGCACCACUUCCCCGACAUCUUGGCAGGCCCCAGCCUGCCGGCGAGCACGCCGGGCACCGACAGCCCUUUCUGGCCCUGA
Messenger RNA from Prorocentrum cordatum, 1284 nucleotides. The record is from the annotation of a GenBank genome assembly. NCBI's taxonomy places the organism in Eukaryota, Dinophyceae, Prorocentrales, Prorocentraceae.